Solanum stenotomum is the source of this 1057-nucleotide messenger RNA. RefSeq names its product protein TORNADO 2. The record is from RefSeq and is a predicted model, not a curated record. Gene Ontology annotation, biological process: auxin-activated signaling pathway. Gene Ontology annotation, cellular component: plasmodesma; plasma membrane. Lineage: Eukaryota; Viridiplantae; Streptophyta; Magnoliopsida; Solanales; Solanaceae. The transcript has 2 exons. Bases 73 to 888 code for a protein of 271 amino acids.
CACAAUCUCUAUUCUCCAUCUCUCUCAAUCUUUCAAAAUUCCUUAGAGAAAAUAAAAAAUAAAAGAUCAAGAAUGGCAUUAAGUAACAAUGUGAUAGGGUGCAUUAACUUUGUAGCCAUGCUACUUUCAAUUCCAGUAAUUGGUGCUGGAAUUUGGCUAGCAAUGGAACCUGACAACUCUUGUGUCAAAAUUCUACAAUGGCCAGUAAUUAUAUUAGGGGUUCUUAUUUUAGUUGUAGCACUUGCUGGUUUUAUUGGUGGAUUUUGGAGAAUUCCAGCAUUAUUAAUUUUCUACCUUAUUGCUAUGCUUAUUUUAAUAAUAUUGCUAGCAUGUUUGGUGGUAUUUAUUUAUAUGGUUACUAUUAGAGGUUCUGGUCAUAUGGAACCAAGUAGAACAUAUUUGGAAUAUCAUCUUGAGGAUUAUUCUGGUUGGCUUAGAAGGAGAGUUCAAAGUUCUUUCAAAUGGGAUAGAAUUAGAACUUGUCUUAGCUCUACAUCAAUGUGUGCUCAAUUGAAUCAAAGUUAUAAAAUGGCUCAAGAUUUUUUUAAUGCACCUUUAAGCCCUUUGCAGUCAGGGUGUUGUAAGCCACCAACACAAUGUGGUUACACAUUUGUGAACCCAACAUAUUGGAUUAGCCCAAUAAACAAUGCAGCAGACAUGGAUUGUUUGAAUUGGAACAAUGACCAAACACAACUUUGUUACUCUUGUGAUUCUUGCAAAGCUGGAUUAUUGGCUAAUUUGAAGAAAGAAUGGAGAAGGGCUGAUAUUAUUUUGCUUAUAACUCUUGUUGGAUUAAUUUGGGUUUAUUUGAUUGGGUGUUGUGCUUUUAGAAAUGCCAAAACUGAAGAAAUAUUCCGCAAGUACAAGCAAGGUUAUGCUGAUACUUAACAUGUAAUUUAUUUAAGGCGGAUUCAGAGUCUAGAAUUGGUGUGAUUAUAUUAUAUGUAUGCUACUUAAAUGUUGUUUUUUUCUCCCAUUAGUAUACAUAUUUUGAAUUGAAAAUAGUGAGUUCAAUUGAACUCGCCCUAAAUGCCUCUGUUCUAGACAAUUCUGCUUA